Messenger RNA from Bemisia tabaci, 3148 nucleotides. RefSeq lists its product as uncharacterized. The record is from RefSeq and is a predicted model, not a curated record. Lineage: Eukaryota; Metazoa; Arthropoda; Insecta; Hemiptera; Aleyrodidae.
GUUUUGUUGUCCUGUCGUUGAGGUUAGCAGAUCCCUUUUAUUCUAAAAUUCUAGAUUAUUAAUCUUUAAUGUUUGACUUUAGUAACAAAUUAGUUUGUUAAUGAGUAAAAUAGCAUCUUCUUGCGUGUGGAAUCACAUUAGUAUGCUAUCCAGUUCGGCUUUCCCUUUGAUGUGCAGUGAACCAUUACAUCAGCAUAAGGUUUGAUAUUGGAUUUUCUACGAUGACAGAAUGGUUCUAAUAGCACCAUGACAUUGCACCUUUGGAGUCACUGGUUCUGGAUAACCUGGAUCACUUUUGUGCUGACUCUGAAUGCGGUAGCAGAAACGAUCGAUGAUUCAUCUCAAGAAGAGAUAUCACCAGGCCCGGUGCAUUUUCGCAGUCAUAAUUCUGAUCUAGAUAGUAAAGAGCUGGAACCUCCAGAACAUUCGUCAACCUCAAGUCUUAUUUCCAGUGGGGCAGGCACAAUCAGCCAAUCAAAUUCUGAUGCCAGAGAGGCAAAGAGCAUCUCUAACCUCAACAUGCGAUUAUCCGCAGCAGAUUCAUCAGAAUUUCCAGCUCGUUCGAAGCCUGAAUUCUUGCCGACACCCAUCAAAGCUUGGAGCGAGCCCAGUUCCACAGAAAUCAUCACAACAUACUCUCACGAUAGUUACCUCAUCGAUGAAACUUCCAAUACUAGCACUUCAACUCAUGCAAUACCAGACCGAAAUACUGUAGCAUACUCGGUUGACUCAUUCAAUGCCACAGAAGCAAGCCAAAACCCUUAUUCAUCAUCAACAGAGCCAGUAACGAGCAGUGGUCCAUUUGUAACCAUCUCCAAAAUCAAUAUCAAUAAAGUGCACAAAAACAAAAUCCCAGAAGAAAAGAUACUCAAGAAAAAUGCAACCAACUCAAUAAAUGGCAUAACACUAAAGAAAAUUCUUGCAAGCAAUAAGACAAAGCAGCAGCAGGUACAGUCCAACAGUUCGGCAGAGGCUGUAAAUUCGAUGAACACAAGUCUGAGCACGAGUGAAUUCAAAGAUGUAGAUCAUACAUCAUAUCAAAAUGACUCACCAGCAACGGAGAACAAAACAACGCUACUGAAUCACACAACCGAAGCAGCGCAUGGUUUGAUUCCAGUUGUCCAGCCUUCUAACAUUGUUCCAGUCGUUCCUGUCAAAAAUGAAACUGAUGACGAUUUGCUUUUUGGCAGUAACGAAACCUCAGCAUCUUUCAAUAGAAGUGCUGAAAAUGCUUCAUUUUCAACUUUAAAUGAACGUAUAGUUGCACCAGAUGAAACUACCUUGAGUAGUUUCAACAUCAUUGUGAUAGUAGUGAUCUCUGCGACAGUGGUUGCUCUAACAGGACUCAUUGGUGCUGUUAGUUUUGUCAUGUACCGUCGAUACAGAUGGAACAAACCACAAACCUUGAGCGAUAAGUGCAGCAAUGCUGAUUCCAGUGGCUACAUAGAUGACAGCACUUUAAGAGAAAAUUCUGAAGAAAUGUACAGUUUAGACAAUGACUCCUUUCUGAACAGUCUCGAAGCAAUGACAAUUCAGAAUUAUUGGACUGAUGUAAAACAUACAAAACUGUGAAGUUUGCGCUUCUGCAGAGGACUGGAAAGCGAAAAAGUCAUCGUCCACUUCAACCCCUGUAAGUAAAAAGUAGUAUCAGCAACUAUGCACACUAUUGUAAGCAAUCCUUAUUUUUUACUACUCACGGUUGUAAAUGGCAAUAUUAGAUUCUCAAAUUAUUUUCUCAUUAUACUCCAAAUGCAUUGUGAUCCCUCGGUAUACCAAUUUUAACUUAUCGGUUUUUUUGUGGAGAAUUCGUCACAAUUUUUAACUCACUUCUCCAAGAAUGGAGACUGUUAUGAAAUGAAGACGUUUUAUCAAAAUGUUAGCAUCAACCAGUGUCUUUUCUAUAUCUCCUUCCUCCCAAAAAUAUCUCAAAAGUAAAAGAUGCUAAAUGACCAGCUUCUAAAAUUACAUUUUUCAACUUCAGUGUUUUUGAAUUUCUAUCCCUUAAUUUUCACUAUCACUUAAAACAGUUGCAAAAUAUCGAACCAAUACCAAAAACCAUACUAAUUUUUGAGGAAAUACAUUUGCAAGUACCUUACUAACAGUGUAAAACACAAUGAAUAAUUUUAAACAUUUCAAAUUGAGAUGUGUGUUUUCUAAGUUGAACCAUUAAUUUUCACAUUUAAAGAACCCCAUAUCAUAGAAAGUCCUUUUGGAAUCAAUCCCACACUGACUGUUGAUUUUUCUGUCAGCAGUUUUUUUGUUUUUAAAUAGGUAAAAAAAGAUUGAUUUGUGAUGGAAUCUCUGUAAAGGAACCUUAUUAUUUGGUAGAUUUUCCCUAGUUUUUUUGGAGAAUGUUGGUGUAAGUCGACCCCAAAAAUCUUAAAUACAUAUAUUAAAGGAGAUAUUAGUCCUGAAGUUCAGAGACAAUAAUUCUUGGUUUGUCUAAAGACAUGGUCUGAAUGUUUACAAAUAGUAAGGGAAAAUUUUCUCCUGGAAGAUAAGGUCCCUUUACACAGAUCCGAUCAGACUUUUUUUUCCAAUGCAGCAACUGGUGAAAAUUAAAGUCGAUCAAUAGGAGGAAGGAAAGAAAAAAAGCUCAAGUCUCUAAAAAGUUCCGAACAACCUUGAAUUCAUGUCAUAUUGUUUCCUUAAAAAAGUAUUUUUAGACAAGAAACAGUGUGCAACAUUAAAUUAUUUUGAUGAAAGUGUCUUAAAAGUGUGUCCCGACCAUAUCCCUGCUGUGAAAGGUACGGUUUAAGCUUUAAUUAUAUCAUGUUCAGGGGUAGGUGUUCAUUGUAUUGUUUCUGUUAAGACCAUAUCUGCGAUUUUCCACGAUAAAUGAUGCUGUGUAUUUUUUUUAAUACCUGUAACCUAAAAUACUUCUCUUGGACUUUUUUCCUAAAAACAAAAUUUGAUAGAAAUUUCCACUGUAUUUUUUGAAAAAAAAAAGGGUUUUAUUUUUUUAAAAAUGUAAACUCCUUGUGAUGCCACACGUCUUGCAAUUUCCGUACUUAAUGUAUCAUAGUCACCUUUGUUGAAAACUGAGAUAUUGUUUAUUUUUUUUAACUCCUCGUUAAUGUGUAGCGUUUACCUGUCUUCUUCUCUUGCCUGUCAUGUUUUGUUCGAGUUUUCAGUAUGGUGAACUGCA